Molecule: messenger RNA, 3985 nt
Organism: Toxotes jaculatrix (banded archerfish)
Lineage: Eukaryota; Metazoa; Chordata; Actinopteri; Toxotidae
Gene: slc37a3
Product: solute carrier family 37 member 3
Exons: 14
Coding region: 304-1812 (502 amino acids)
Biological process (GO): transmembrane transport
Cellular component (GO): endoplasmic reticulum membrane
Molecular function (GO): transmembrane transporter activity
Source: RefSeq, a predicted model, not a curated record
CCUGCUGGUGGCAGCAGCGCGCCGCUGUGCCCUGCGGCCAGUGACGUCCGUGACACAUGAAUCCACAGUAAACACAGAUUGUCGCCACACAGCGAGCAAGCGAGCUGACGGCAACCUGAGCUGAAAGGCACAGCUUUGUUGUUGUUCUAGUGAUGUGCUUAUCCCAUUGGGCAUAGUGGGAGACUGUAGCUGAAUCCCCUCCCCCCUCCUCCCAUCCCAUCGCUGUUCCCCCUGAAGACCUCCACCAACACCACCUCCUUCCUCGUCCUACACCUCCUCUUCCUCCCUACGGCCGCCCCUGUGAUGCCUCCCUCGUGCUGUGGCUACCUGUCACAGUACACCCAUCAUCAUCUGAUUGUCUUCCUCCUCACCUUCUUUAGCUAUGUGUUGCUGCAUGCGUCACGGAAGACUUUCAGCAAUGUGAAAGUGAGCAUCUCAGCCCAGUGGACGCCUUCCAUCCAGAAUGACAGUGCAGCCGCUUUCUCCCCUGGCGAGACAUGGGAGGACAAUCGUCUGUUUGCAGAUGAGAAGCAGGCCACUCUGUUCCUGGGAGCUCUGGACUCCAUCUUUCUUUUUUCAUAUGCAGUGGGCUUGUAUUUGAGCGGUGUGAUCGGGGACAGAGUAAACCUGCGCUACGUGCUCUGCUUCGGCCUGUGUGGCUCUGCUGCAGUGGAGUUUGUGUUUGGCACUCUGACAGAAUGGCUCCAUAUCUACAACAUCUAUCUGUACUGUGGCCUGUGGGUGCUGAACGGGCUGCUGCAGUCAGCCGUGUGGCCGUGCGUGGUGGCCGUCAUGGGCAACUGGUUCGGCAAGACGGGGCGGGGCUUUGUGUUUGGCUUGUGGAGUGCUUGUGCCUCUGUAGGCAACAUCCUGGGGGCCUUCCUGGCUUCUAGCGUGCUCAAGUAUGGAUAUGAGUAUGCCUUCCUGGUGACCUCAGUGGUGCAGUUUGCCGGCGGGGUGGUGGUGUUCUUCGGCCUGCUCACCUCCCCAAAAGAAGUCGGUCUGAGUUUGGAGUCCGAGACCGGACUCAGCCCGGUGGAGAGGGACACAGACAGUCACAGGCCUCUGAUGAGCGACGAGGAGGAUGAGGUGGAGGUGGAGGGGUAUGCCAGACGGUACCAGCCGAUCCAGCAGCCGGAUGAACCCCUGGCGGAGCCCCCUCAAGCUAUCAGCUUCCUCCAGGCCUUCUGCCUGCCGGGAGUGUUACCUUAUUCUUUGGCUUACGCGUGUCUGAAGUUGGUCAACUACUCCUUCUUCUUCUGGCUUCCAUUCUACCUGAGCAACAAUUACGGCUGGAAGGAGGCCGAGGCCGACCGCCUGUCCGUGUGGUACGAUGUCGGAGGAAUCAUCGGAGGAACAGUUCAGGGUCUGAUCUCUGACUUCAUGGGCAAGAGAGCCCCGGUGUUGACACUCAGUCUGGCACUGGCGAUGGGAUCCCUGGUGGGAUACAGCCGUUCACCUAACGACCAGGUGAUAAACGCUGCGCUGUUGGCCGUCACUGGCUUCUUCAUUGGUGGCCCAUCCAAUAUGAUCAGCUCUGCCAUAUCUGCCGACCUGGGCAGACAGGAGGCUCUGAGGGGCAGUCAGGAGGCUCUGGCCACUGUUACUGGUAUAGUGGAUGGAACUGGAAGUAUAGGAGCUGCGGGAGGACAGUACCUGGUGUCUCUGAUUGAGAGCAAGCUGGGCUGGAUGUGUGUGUUCUACUUCUUCAUCGUCAUGACAGGGGGCAGCAUUGUGUUCAUCACUCCCUUGCUCCUCAGAGAGCUGCGUGCCAUGUGGAGAGACAGGCGAGCGCUGCGACGCCAGCUGUGAAAGCCGCGGUGUCUGCCGACCGUAACGUUUCUGCUGUUAUCAGUGAGCUCACCGCCCCGCAGAGACAGCUCCUUUUUGGGUGAGUUGUGGGAUGUGCAAAGAUCUGGCGCAUGCUGUUUGUCACGGUCAGGUUGGUUUAGAGUGACCUAGAGUUUCACACCCACAACCACCAGCACGUGUCUAUUAACAGCUAUGUGAGUAGGCAGAGGGUCUUUGAGCACAACACUGAGGUUUUAUCCUCUCACUUAAAACCUAAAACGUAAACGUACACUCCCUGUAGCGCAAAUGCGAGGAUUUAGACAUUGAGCUGGAUUCAGUGCAGGAUUGAACUUUGAAAGGGAACUGGCCGUCAGUCAGAGCAGUCUGUGAAUUCAGGCUUUUCAGGGCCACAGAAUGUACAAGUGUAUAUAUUUAAAGUUUAAAUGGAUGUAAGUACUUUUCAUGUAGAUGUACUUGAAUCACGUUGAAUGAGUUUGAAUUUUAAACCUAGGAGUUCUUAAUUUAAAGACCAGGCUCUUUAAGACAAUUUGAGGGCCAGAACUGCCUGAAAAAAUGCGAAAAAGUAACUGUAAAGUAGAAAUGUAUUGUCAGCUUUUGUAGAUAUGUAUGAUAGUUUGUUUUUUGUUGAAACGAUUAAUAUUGCACUCCGGGAUUCUUACAGUGAUUUGACAAAGUCUUAAACCUUUUAGCGAACCACUUCGAUUUUAGCUGAGUUUUCAGAAAUGUUCGCCACGCAGCCACUUGAUUUCUCCUGUGUACAGUUUUGUGUAAUCAGGGUCAGGAAUUAUACUGUAAAGCCUUUUCAUUACGGGGACCGGUUCUCUCGAUUCUUUGUUCAUUUCAGUCACUGACUUGAUAUAUAAUUCCUUUUUUACUGCCUGGUCAAUGGAAUGUAUACAGAAUGUCUCGAACUUUAGUGUCUUAAGUCACAAGAGAUCCCCAUGAAAACCCUCACACAGACGCAUGCUGACAGAAAAACAAAGAGAACUACCAUUGUUUUCUCACUCUUUUAGUUUAUAGUGUAGCAUAAUAAAUAAAAAACUGACAUUGUAGGAGAGAAGGUUUUACCUGUUUGCUACCAGUUAGUUUUGUUAGUUGGGGAUUGUUACUGUACCUGAUAACUGGACCUAAUAAGUGUCAUUUAUUAAUUUAAAAUACUGGUCUUUUUACAUCAUAUUUACUGAUACACAGUGUGGUAAAUGAUCAUGCAACACCAGCUGUCUGCUAAUUUAAAUUUGGACAGUUUAUCUGUAUAACUUGAGACACUUGGGUUGGUAACCAGCCACCGUUUGAAGGAAGGUUUCUUUGGACACUAAGACACUAAAAAGGUGAUUUUCCAUCAGCUAUGGUCAGUAGAUACAACAGGUAGUUUUCACCAUUUUAAGCAGAUGCGUUGAAACAUCAUGUAACUUCCUUUUAGCAUCUAGGACGAGUGAUAUCCAGGCGUAUUUUUAUCAUCAUCAUCAUCAUCACAGGUUCCUAAUUCUAAACUUUAAAAAACUAAAUCAUCCUAAUGCAGUGGAGCUUAAAAUGAGACUUGAACCUCUGGUAUCUCUGAACUAUUACAAAUGUAAUAGAAUGUAAAGUGAAAUGUAUCUGUGGUGUAUUUUUUAUUUUUAUUUUUAUCUAUGCGUACAUUUCAAGUUUUAACCAAUGUACAUGCCAGUGUCGAUUUAAAUAAAUGCAAAUUACAUUUUGCACAUCAGUAAUAUUCCAGGUAAGAUUCUGUUGGUUUAGGUGGAAGCUAUGACAGUAUGAAAACUACUUCUACUGUGGUGAUGUGUGCAGUGUUACAUAAAAACCACCAAGAGGCGCUAUUAAUUCAGAAAGAAAGCAUCUCGUGAAGUUCUUUUUUUCUGAAACAGUUGAAACAAACUUCAGACCAGUGCUUUGUGGUUUAUAUUAUUUAUCAAUCAUUAAUGUUUUAUUAUUUUUUGAGCACACUAUAUGAAAUCAACAUUAUGAAAGGCAACAGUGCACCAGCAACCCAUCAAUGGAAUCUCUUUAGCAUUUUCUAUACAAAUAUUACGAUCACAAAGGAUAUGAAUCUGAUCCCAUACAAUUACACUUCUUACAUGUUGCAAGGAUACAUAAAUCAGUAUUAAAUUACAAUAAAAUUAUUACAAAUGGUAUACAAAGAUUAUCAUACAUUCAUGCAUAUACAAAGUAAAAA